AUGUGGGAGCCAUCGUCGAAUCAACCGCAGGAGCAGCAGCCACAGGAAGAACAACAGAACGAAAUUGUAAAUUUAUCGAAAAAAAAAUGCGUCUCGUGCGCGACAGAGAAAACCUGCCGGUGGCGACGGUCGAAAUUACUCUCGCGAGCGACGCUGUGCGAUAAAUGUUACCGGAACGAAGCGUUAGCGCUGACCAGUCGCCAAUGCUACGUGUGCGAAUCGAAACAAACGACCGGGCAGUGGUUUAAAUCGAAAGUUGACUUGAGUUUUGAUUUAUGCAGGAACUGUUGGGUGAAAGAACACGCGCUGCUGGCGAAUAAAGUUUGUAUUAACUGCAAAAGUAAGCGAACGAGUAUGCAAUGGUUGAAAAGUAAAAUCUUGGAAGGCGCGGAUUUGUGUAACAACUGCUAUCAGAAGGAAGUGUAUCAGUUGAGCAAGUUCACUGCGAACGGGUCGACGACGAGCGUGGAAGAGUUGGUCAAACCUCUGAUGAAAAGAGCAAUACCGACAGAGAUUGAAGAGAAGGAGGAAGAGGAAGACGAAGACGAAGACGAAGACGAAUAA
This is a messenger RNA of Bathycoccus prasinos, 564 nucleotides long. RefSeq lists its product with no specific name. The coding region runs from base 1 to 564 and encodes 187 amino acids. NCBI's taxonomy places the organism in Eukaryota, Viridiplantae, Chlorophyta, Mamiellophyceae, Mamiellales, Bathycoccaceae. The transcript has a single exon. The record is from RefSeq and is a predicted model, not a curated record.